Molecule: messenger RNA, 1650 nt
Organism: Mycetomoellerius zeteki
Lineage: Eukaryota; Metazoa; Arthropoda; Insecta; Hymenoptera; Formicidae
Gene: DMAP1
Product: DNA methyltransferase 1 associated protein 1
Exons: 5
Coding region: 177-1544 (455 amino acids)
Biological process (GO): negative regulation of transcription by RNA polymerase II; DNA repair; chromatin remodeling
Cellular component (GO): NuA4 histone acetyltransferase complex; Swr1 complex; nucleus
Molecular function (GO): transcription corepressor activity
Source: RefSeq, a predicted model, not a curated record
UAAUUUUUCUUUCCUCUUUAAUUUCCUUAUUUUAAGCAAUCGAUAAGUAAUGUGUACUUAGUAAAGUAGUUUACUGACAAUAAGCAAGUUAACCUUAAAAUAGAAACUUAACCUCAAAACGCAUAAAGUUUUUUCGUAUUCUUCAUUUCGCCAUAUAAUUUCAAGUAGCCUUCACGAUGGCAGACGUACGCGAUAUUCUGGAUAUUGAGGUACCGACGACUACGGAACUUACGAAAGAGUCAAUAUUGGGCAGCGACAAAAAGAAUCGGAAGCGAUAUGACUAUAAUAAAAUGCCAAAGCGUCCUGAAGGCAUGCACCGUGAGGUGUUUGCUCUCCUUUGUAAGGACAACAACGACGUACCGCCUUUGUUCCCAACCGACACCGCGAAAGGAUACAAGCAGGUGAGAGCCAAGCUUGGUAUGAAGAAAGUCAGACCAUGGAAAUGGGCACCAUUUACCAAUCCAGCACGUACAGACGGCGCGAUUUUUCAUCACUGGCGUCGUGUUGCUGAUGCUGGAAAAGAGUAUCCCUUUGCAAAGUUCAAUAAAAAAGUUCCUAUCCCUACAUACACAAAUACUGAAUAUGUACAACAUUUAGUGGCCAACGGCUGGACACGAGCAGAGACUGAUCAUCUGUUUGAUUUGUGCAGAAGAUUUGAUCUUAGGUUUAUUAUCAUCAGAGAUAGAUGGGAUCGCGCCAAGUUCCCUGCUAGAUCCGUAGAAGACUUAAAAGAAAGGUACUAUCAGGUAUGUGCUGCAUUAAUAAAGGCAAAAUCUCAUACUGACAAGGUAUACAUCUUUGAUGCUGAACACGAGAAACGCAGAAAGGAACAGCUGAAAAAAUUGUUUGAACGUACUCCUGAACAAGUAGAGGAAGAACAAACUUUACUGGCUGAAUUACGCAAAAUUGAGCAAAGAAAAAAAGAGAGAGAUAGAAAGACACAAGAUUUGCAGAAAUUAAUUACAGCAGCUGAUCAUCAAGCAGAUCCCAGGAAGAGUGAAAGAAAAUCUUCCAAAAAGAAUAGCAGCUCAUCUAGGAAUAGACCGAAUAAAACCGAUACUUCUCAUGUAUGUUGUAAAAUUAUAUUCAUAUAUGCUAUGGUACUUUUAUAUCAAGAAAUUUACAUUGUUUUACUUACACAGGCAGUAGAGUCAGCUGGAAUUAAAUUUCCCGAUUUUAAGAAUAGCGGCGUUACUCUUCGUUCUCAGAGAAUCAAAUUACCAAGUAGUCUCGGUCAAAAGAAAAUGAAGGGCAUUGAACAAAUGCUAAAUGAGUUGCGUUUAGAAUUAAAUCCACCACCGACGGAGCAAAUAUGUCAGCAAUUUAAUGAACUGCGCAGCGAUAUAGUUUUGCAUUAUGAAUUGAGAAGUGCAUUAUCAACAUGCGAUUAUGAAUUACAAUCUUUAAGGCACCAAUACGAAGCGCUAGUACCAGGAAAGACUUUAACAAUACCACCAGCGCUCCUACCAAAGACAGAACCGGAAGUCAAACAGGAGAUUAUUGAUGUGGUAGGAUCGCCCAGUACGCCCAGUAUUACUCAUUAAUUUAAAAUAAUCUGUAUGUAAAGUAGAGAUUAAUCAAAUAUGCUCUAUAUAUAUUGUUCUUUUAAUAAUCGUUAUGCCGAUUUUCAUACUGAAAGUUAUUGACUAU